Molecule: messenger RNA, 2860 nt
Organism: Oncorhynchus mykiss (rainbow trout)
Lineage: Eukaryota; Metazoa; Chordata; Actinopteri; Salmoniformes; Salmonidae
Gene: car15
Product: carbonic anhydrase 15
Cellular component (GO): plasma membrane
Molecular function (GO): zinc ion binding; carbonate dehydratase activity
Source: RefSeq, a predicted model, not a curated record
UUCGCUCCAAUAAGGCAACUUAUCUUCGCAGUGAGGCUGAAACCAAAAGAUGUAAGAUUUAUUAUUCAGACCGUGUCAAGCAUCAGUAGCCUAUUGCAGCAUAUGUUUUCACCUGAUCUUAGGCCUAUACACCUAUACCUGUCCGUUCCUUCGACAGGCACCCUUAUCGGCAGACUACUAGGAGAUACAUUGACAAAAUAAACAGUGCUAACAUUUAACAUAUUCCAACCUGCUACUUAAUCGUUUUUAUAAAAAAAAACAAUUGACCUUACCGCUUGGGGGCAUCGGUGCUCAGCCAAGAGUUGGCAAGCUUUCCUCGCAUCAAUGUCCCGUUAUGUGACAUUCAUCAGUAAAGACCACUGGCAAUGACACACUCCACUGACCAAACAGAGAAAGAAAAAAAAGCGCUCAGCAUUCACUUUCCCAGUCCUAUUUAAGCUUGGCAUUUGCACAGAUCCCUAAGCGCCGAUUAGGCCUGCCUCUGUGAUUUUUAUUUAGACAUUAACUAGACCUAUUGAAAUGCCUUGCUCAUUUAUUGGCGCAGAAAUGAUUUUGGCAAUCAUAACUUUCCUAAUGAUGUUUAUUACAGGUUCACACACCGUGGACUUCUGUUAUGAUGAGAGUCAUUGUGACCCAUAUGCAUGGGGAGAUGCGUUCCCAUCCUGCCACCCAAUACUUGAAGAACAUCACUCUCCAAUCAACCUGGAUCAUCAUAUGACCAGAAAUGAAUCACUGGAGGCUUUACAUCUGGAUGGUUUUCAUGCUGUUCAUACAGGACACUGGAAACUGAAAAACAAUGGCCACUCUGUUGUGUUGGAGGUUGGGAAUGGGAUGUCUGUGAGUGGUGGAGGUCUUCCAGGUACGUACCACACCGUCCAGCUCCACUUUCACUGGGGAAGCCUCAACACCAACGGCUCAGAGCACACGGUGGACAGGCACAGGUAUCCAAUGGAGAUGCACAUAGUCAACAUGAAGUCAAGUCAUCCCAAUUUGACAUCUGCCUUGGAUGACCCAACUGGCCUUGCAGUUCUUGCGUUCUUUAUUGAUCUUUAUUACAUUGAAAAUGUACACUUUGGACGCAUAUCACGACUACUUCCCUCCAUUGCCUACAAAGGUCAAACGGCUACAGUCAAGCCAUUCCCAUUGAUCGGCCUUCUGCCUGAGAGCCAUUUGUCCCAGUACUACCGCUACCAUGGUAGCCUCACCACUCCACCUUGUUCUCAAGCCGUUAUAUGGACCAUGUAUGAAGUCCCCACCUAUAUCUCAUGGUCACAGUUUGAACAGUUUGUCACUGGGAUUUUCUCCACAGAGGAGGAUGAAGAAUUUGUAGCACAUCUCCAUGAUAACUUCCGACACAUCCAUCCCACCUUCAGUCGCAGCGUCUACGCCUCCAAAGAUGCCAAGCUGCUUACAGCGACGGCCAAUCACCUCUAUAGCCCAGCACUCUCAAUAUUUCUCCUUCAAUUGACUUUAACUGUUGGGAUUAUCUAUGGGCUCUAGCUCUUUGCUCAGGGCUGUUUUGUUGAUGCUAGCUUUACACUCUCUACUUGUGGGACAGCCUCAUAGCCGAGACUCUGAAGUUGCCAAUACCAUAGAUUUUUGGGGGGAUUUUUAUUAAUACAGAGGAUACAUAAAAUACUGUGAAAAAUAAGAGUACUGUUUACUGUGAUUGACCUCUAUCUUUUCAUCAUAUUACUGUCAUUGCGUUCAAUUAGAAAUGGUUUAAUGUUUCAUUUCAUGUUUAACAGUUCAACUCAUAACAUUGUGUAGACUAGAUCUAGUACUGGUAACAGUACAAACAUUUUUUUCAUCAAUGCUACCGUGUAUGCAUCUCUGAUUGUACUGCAUUCAAUCACUACCUAACCUACUAUAUUAAUGUUAAUUAAACAAAUCAUUGAAUUUGAACUCACUGUGUUUAUAUUCCCCCUGGUGGCCAUAUGACAUUGAUGUAUAUUCCCUCAGCAACUGCUAUGGGCAGGUAGCAGAGCUGUUAUUUCCCUGCCUGCCUUCCCUCCCUUUAUUUUGUAUGAAUUUGAUCCACUUGAAACUGUCAUCAGAAGAUAUUCCCCACGUCACACCACUACUCUGCAGCUACCAGGGGUGACUCGCUCAGAAUGACUGGUGUGACAUGCUCAUACUGGGGGGUUGUAUGAGUGAGAUGUGGAUUGAUAAAGUAGUGGCAUUACAACAUCUCACACUUUGUCCAGUUCUGGCGGUUGACCAAAUCCAAUACGAUAAAGAGAAUGGUGAUCCCGGGAAGCCUGACAACCUGACCUGUGUAUCCAUGCUGACUGUAUUGUUCCCCUACUGCUGGUCACACCAUCCACCUCCUGUCACUGACUUGGGGUGGCAGACACACAGAGGCCACUCUGUCUCUGUCAGUCCGGAUGGUUGAGUGUGACUAUCAGGACUUGGCUGGGUGAGAAUGAGAUCACUGGCGUCAUGGGGGGCCUCAAUCACAGGUAGUUUAAUUACAUUUCUUUACUGACCAUACCUGUUAAGUGGUUGAUGCUAUUGCUAUGAUUGGAGAUUGAUGCUAUUGGUAUACUGAUUUAAUACUGUUGGGAGUCCAUAUGAUCACUAGAAUUGACACUGCCUGACAUGGGGGAGAAAUCACAUGAUUUGGUCCUGAACUAAACUCUAGCCUACAGACAGUAGGGCAUUGUUUAAUGAAACGGACAACAUCUCUCAAUUUCUGAAUGUUGGUUUAUUAUGGGUGAAGGUAUGCAGGCAUUCUCCAUUGACAUUUUCAACACGAAGGAAAUGUUAUUUAUCCAACGUCCUGUGUGUCAGUUGAUACUAAUGGUUUACUGUCUGAACACUGAAAUUUAAUGUAUUCAUUCAAUUAACUCAAUCAUUU